AAUAAAUAAAAAUUGCAACAUAAUAAAUUAAAAAAUUAUUAUGAACAAUUCAAAAUAAGAUCCUCAAAGUGUAGACGAUAAUGAAAAUCCUAACAAGUAAUCUGGAGAAGUUGAUAAUGAAAACAAAAAAAAAGGACCAAACAUGACAGCAGAAGGAGAAAUUAUAUAUGAAAAUAUAAUAGCUGUAUAGAAAAAGAAAACACCUAAUGAUAAUACAUUUAUAAUAACAUGUUUAAAAAAUCAUUUCGUUUUUUAUAAUUUAAAUGAAGCAGAACUUGAAAAUAUAGUAAAGAAAAUGUUUUAUUGUGAAGUUGCUAUUAAUGAUUAUAUAUUUAAAUAAAGUGAUAAUGCUACAAGUUUUUUUAUUUUAGAAAGAGGGGCUAUGGAAGUUAUAGUCAAUGAAAAGUCCAAAAGAGAAUUAAAAGCAGGAGAUGGUUUUGGAGAACUAGCUUUAUUAUAUAAUGCGCCACGUUCUGCUUCUGUAAAAGCAUUAGAACAUUGUUUUUUAUGGGGAAUUGAUAGAAACACUUUCCGUAGAGCUGUAGAAGAAAUGAUUACAAAAGAAUACGAAGAAAAUCGAAAAUUUAUGGAAGUAGUUAGGUUUUUCCAUAAUUUAACAAAUGAAUAAAAAGAUGCUAUAGCUGCAGUUUUGAUUGUGUAGAAAUUUUACAAAAAUCAAGUUAUUGUAACUGAAGGAGAUCCUGCCUCAUCAUUUUAUAUUAUAAAAGAAGGAAAUGUAACUGUAUUAAAAGCAAAUAAAGAAGUACGUAAAUUAUAUAAAGGCGAUUCUUUUGGAGAAUAAGCAUUAUAUUACAACACUGUAAGGUAAAUGACUGUAAGAGCAGAAGAUGAGGUAAAAUGCUUAGCUUUAGGAAGAGAUACAUUAACAAAAGUUCUAGGAGAUCAAGUUCAUGCUGUUACAUUUAGAAACUUAUAAAAAUGGGCUUUUGAUAAAAAUGUGCAUUUGUAAAAACUUAAUAAAGCUUAAAUUGAUAAAGUAUUAGAUGUUAUGAAAAUAUCUUCAUACAAAGCUGGUGAUGUUAUAAUGAAAAAAGGAACUGUUGCAAAUCAAAAAAUCGUUGUUAUCAUUGAAGGAUCCCUAAAAAAGGCUAAAAGUGGAAUGAUUGUAGCUUCCAAAGCCUAAGCUUGGGGUGAAGAAUAUAUGCUGGAAAGCAAUAAAAAUAAGACUUUUGAAGAUGAUAUUGUUAUGGAAACAGAUGGAGUUAUUGCAGAAAUUACUUCCGAAAAUUUUGUUGAAUGUAUUGGAGGAAAUCUAGAAGAAAUUAUAGCUAAUAAUUAAAAAAAUUAAGAAAAAAAAAUGUAAAAAGCUGACUAAAAUAAAAGAAAAGAAUUCUAAAACAUAAAAUUAAACGAAUUAAUAUAUAUUAAAACUUUAGCUUUUGGUCAGUUCGGACCUGUUUAUUUAGUAAAAGCCAAAUAUGAUAAUAACUACUAUGCCUUAAAAAGUUUUAAUAAAGCGUAAAUAUCUGAGUAAAGUUUAGAAAAAUACAUAUGUUAAGAAAAAGCAGUCCUUGAACUUGUUAAUUUUCCUUUUAUAAUAUAAUAUGCAAGGUCAUUUAAAGACUCAUGUGAUGUUUAUUUUUUGGUUGAAUAUAUUAAAGGAAUUGAAUUAUUUGAUAUCAUAAGAGAUAUUGGUAUUUUUUUUUUUUAAAAAAAAAAAAAUUAAAAAAAGGAUUAUUAAAUACGUAUGAUUCGUAGUUUUACACAGCCUCAAUGAUAAUGAUAUUAGAAUAUUUACAUCAUUAAAACAUAAUAUAUAGAGACAUGAAACCAGAAAAUAUAAUGGCAGAUGAAUAAGUAAAUAAAAAAGUUAAAUAAAUAUAAAAAAAUUAAAAAAAGGGAUACUUAAAAUUAAUCGACUUAGGAACAGCUAAAAUAUUAAAAGGAAGACAUGGUUUAGGAAAUAGAACAUUUACAAUUAUUGGAACUCCUCAUUAUAUGGCUCCAGAAAUAAUAUGUGGAAAAGGUUAUAAUUGUUAUAUUGACUUAUGGUCUGUAGGUAUUUGCUUAUAUGAAUUUAUGUGCGGAAUGGUUCCUUUUGGUGAAGAAGCCGAAGAUCCAUAUGAGAUAUAUGAAGAUAUAAUAAAAAAAGAAAUUACAUACCCCACAUAUUUAAAAGAUAAGAAGGCAAAAAAAUUAAUGGAUUAACUUCUUAGUAGAGUACCUGAAGUCAGGUUAGGUGGAUCUUACGCUACUUUAAAAUCCAACCCAUGGUUCGAAAACUUCGAUUGGGAUAAACUCCUUGAUAAAGAGUUAAAAGCUCCUUAUAUUCCUUCAGCUGAUAAAUUACUUACAGAUAAAGAAAUAUAAGAAUUUGAGGAAUAAAAGAAAUUAAUAAUUGAUGAAAUAUAAGCUGAAUAAAAUGUUAGACCCAUAGAUAAAGAUGCUAACUUAGAUACUAAAUGGGACGAGGGCUUUUGAUUUUAUAAAUUAUAUUUUAUUUAUUUUUAUUGAAUUUUAUUAUUAUCAAGUACAAUAUGAAUAUAAAUUUUCAACUUCUAAUAAUUUAUAUUUCAUUUGUUUAUUUAAUAAUAUUAC
Ichthyophthirius multifiliis is the source of this 2559-nucleotide messenger RNA. Its product is annotated as protein kinase domain protein. Gene Ontology annotation, biological process: signal transduction; peptidyl-serine phosphorylation. Gene Ontology annotation, cellular component: cAMP-dependent protein kinase complex. Gene Ontology annotation, molecular function: cAMP-dependent protein kinase activity; ATP binding. NCBI's taxonomy places the organism in Eukaryota, Ciliophora, Oligohymenophorea, Hymenostomatida. The record is from RefSeq and is a predicted model, not a curated record. The transcript is spliced from 7 exons.